AUGGUAUCUUUUGAUGUUACAUCCCUUUUUACUUCUAUUCCCCAGGACCUGGCGAUCGAGACAAUUGAACUGCUACUACAAAGCAAAUACGAUGAAACGGAGAACCGUCUUGGACACGCCCAAAUCCUUCAGCUCCUGAAGCUCUGUCUCAGGACGUACUUCACGUUCGACGGGACAAUCUACGAACAGGUGAAGGGCACACCAAUGGGUUCGCCGAUUUCGGGAUUCAUCGCCGAGGCGGUCCUGCAACGGUUAGAGUCGCUGGUCUUCCAACACCACAGACCGAAAUUCUGGGCCCGGUAUGUGGAUGAUACCUUCGUCGUCAUCGAACGGGAUCAGGUGUUGACAUUCCAAGAACAUCUCAACGCCGUCUUCCCGGACAUUCAAUUUACGAUGGAGGAGGAAGAGAACAACCAGCUGGCCUUCCUGGAUGUCCUCGUAUGCCGCAAGGAUUGUAGUGGACUACAGACCAAAGUGUUCAGGAAAGCGACAAAUACGAUGCAAGUACUGAACUUCAACAGCAAACACCCAAUCAUCCACAAACGCAUUUGUGUAAGGACGCUCUAUCGGCGUGUCGAAACGCACUGCAGUGAGCCGGAAGACAAGAUUGCCGAAUUGCAAUACCUACGACGGGCCUUCAAAGCCAAUGGCUACCCGCGCAACUUCGUCGACCGGUGCAUACGCAAAAGGGACGAAAGGCCUAACCGCACGGACACCAAGUCUUGGCGGGCACUUCCGUAUGUCAAGAACGUUUCGGAAGCUGUCGGCCGCCUUCUCGCACCACUUGGGGUUGGAGUGGCACACAGACCGGAGGCAACCAUCAGGCGUCUGAUCAUGAAACCGAAAGACCCACUGCCACGGCUAGAAACGUCUGGAGUCGUUUAUCGAAUCUGGUGCAGUUGCGGACAAAGCAACUACGUCGGAGAAACCGGAAGACAGCUCCGAACGAGAAUGGUCUAA
Messenger RNA from Spirometra erinaceieuropaei, 960 nucleotides. NCBI's taxonomy places the organism in Eukaryota, Metazoa, Platyhelminthes, Cestoda, Diphyllobothriidea, Diphyllobothriidae. The record is from the annotation of a GenBank genome assembly.